Aspergillus ruber CBS 135680 is the source of this 962-nucleotide messenger RNA. RefSeq lists its product as uncharacterized. The transcript has 2 exons. The record is from RefSeq and is a predicted model, not a curated record. The coding region runs from base 443 to 838 and encodes 131 amino acids. Lineage: Eukaryota; Fungi; Ascomycota; Eurotiomycetes; Eurotiales; Aspergillaceae.
GGAUAAUCUGGCGAAGACAUCGCGUCUCUCGGGUCGGUGCCGCAGAAGUCGGCAUUGGCAGGCACCUCUUGACACUCUUCGCUCUGAUAUACAAGGGUAUUGGAAAGCCAAUGAUGCCGUGAAAUUAUCCCAGGUCCGAAGCUGUUCGGCCCGGAAUAGAACAAAUAACCUGUCCGUAGCCACUACCGGACACCCUCACCGAGAGUAGUACCGAGUCUUUUCUUUCCUCACCUCAGGUCAUGGCCUGGAGGUGAGAGUUAUGUAUACUCGGGAAAUCGGACCUGGGCCAUGGUUAGCUGCGGAGUAAAUUUUGUUUACAUCCAGAAACAGAACUUAUUUCUUUAAAUAUUGUUUUGUGCAUGUUUUUAGCCUUGCCUCACAUGAAUAUCUUCCAACUCAACAUACCCGACAACAUCGGUCACAUCGCUAAUAUAAUAUCACCAUGGACCUUUCCAUCGCUAUCAUCAACGACCUCGGCAGCGUUUUUAAACACUGGGCUCUCGUCAUCCCCAGCCCGGACAACCCCGGUUAUGUUUUCCUUCAGGCCAAAGGCUCAGACCGUCAUUUUCGCUACGAGCCAGAAACGGCGCGGGAUCUCGAAUACAUAGGUCUAGUGGAGCUUGUCAAGCUGUGUCGCGUCGAUGCUGGCAAGACGAGUGAGAUUAAGAAUGUUGCGAGCAGGGUCACUAUCCGUAAUGGCAUCAGUGGCUGGAAUUGCCAGGAUUAUGUACUUGAUUUGUUAGACGCCUUAGAGGGACAAGGUUUAGUUGAUGGGAAGGACGAGCGUUAUAAGGAGAGGAGGGCCUAUGUGCGGGGGAAGGUUGAGGGGCUGGAGUAGGGCUUACUUUCUUGGUAUUUGAUUAUUCUACUAAACUAUCAAAUCCACGGUGAUAUUAUCUUUCCUGGGGCCGUCGUGAGUGAAUCCUAGCCCUCUCCAAAUUCAACAGGUUCUGUGAGAAAAG